This is a messenger RNA of Fomitopsis serialis, 3576 nucleotides long. Its product is annotated as rab-GTPase-TBC domain-containing protein. The coding region runs from base 1 to 3576 and encodes 1191 amino acids. The record is from RefSeq and is a predicted model, not a curated record. Lineage: Eukaryota; Fungi; Basidiomycota; Agaricomycetes; Polyporales; Fomitopsidaceae. The transcript has 9 exons.
AUGGCCUCGACAUCGUCGGCCCCAUUCUCUACCCCGACGCAUUCGCACCCAUUGUCGGUCGAAGAAGCUCCGUCCAGGAACCGUCGAUCUCGCGGUAAGCAGACUCCGGACGACAUCAGGCCCUCUACAGACUACUUUACGCUCAAGGCGCAGCUGGAGAGCAGCGCGGAGCAGCACACAAAACUGAGCAAUGUCAACUGGGAUGGCAGUGUGCGUGGUUACGGGAAGGGCGCGAAGCGCAAGAAUAGCAAGCCCGCGCCGCUCAUCGUGGUUGAGUCUACCAGCGGGCAAUUUGCACCACCCACCUCUGCUACCCUUGACAGUCUGGACUCCCUAGUGGUCGAGAACGUAGAAAAUGGGCUCACUUCGUCCUCCGAGGUCCUGCGGACUCAGUGGCAUGACAUGCCAGAUGACGCUGUAGAAGCUGCACUUACGAGUCUGCAGGAGACAACGCCUCAGUCGAGCAUCCCGAGUCAUCCCCAUCAUUCCGUCAUUCGGGUGCUAUCAUCCGCUGUGCAUAACCUGUCCCGAAUUCGCCGGGAGCUCGAGGAAGAUCGUCGUCUUCUGCGUGAAAAGGAGGCAAGACGACGGGAACGCGCAGAGCACCUCAUCAGAGAGUUGCCUCCGUCUGACAAGGAUGUCGCGAGGCGUGUGCUCCAAUCAUUGUAUCCUGACGACGACGAGGCCAUCCAUCUCGUGCAAAAACGACAUAGUCAACUAUCUCUGUCGGAAUCGCUGACAGAAGCGAUUCAAGACGAUGUGUCUCUUUCGAGAAGUGUACCGGAUGACUUGUCCACGCCUCUGGCCGACUCCAACAUGGGCUCAUCGACAGUGACCGUCAGCGAAUCCUCGGAAGUACCGCCUUCCAAUGGAGAUUCGCUGGCAGCUUCAAUACCUGAGCUAGACCCGCACACAGCGAGCGAAGCACCUACGCUCGAUGGAGACGAGCUUGCAGCAUCUGUCAAAGGAGAUAGACCGGGUCUCGGGGAUUGGAUGGGAACCUGGUGGACCAAGGGAAAGAAGAACGGGCAAUCAUUCACCCCGCCCCGACUCGAAUCAUCGCCGGAUGCCAUCGUCGAAAGCCCGGUAGACACCAUGCUGCCCGCCCCCGAGGAUGUUUCAUCUGCGACCUCAGCUCCGCAAACCCCGAACAAACCUAGCCGCCGCAAGGCUGUCCGGAGCGUCUUUGGCAACCUGGGCUUCUCGAUGCUGAACCCUUCCGUGAACUCGUUGGGCUCGCGGAAGCGCCGCACCACGUCCGUAACGGACGCCCAAGGCUUCGAGCCGCCAACAGACACGAAGUCGGCGAGGAGCGUGCGCUCUGCAGCUUCUUCCCCGUCCAGACCGCCAUCUUUGCUGCCACCGCCUGUUUCAUCCGCCCCUUCCAAAUCUGCGUCGCCAUCCAAUCCACCUUCCAUCAUGUCCGGGGCUUCUCGGACUGCGGCGGACGAACGACCGCCACAGGGGUCGUCCCUGCGGGCCAUCAUACAAGCUACGCGGGUUAUGACUUCAGACCCCGCCAGCAUCCUCGACGACCAAGGCCGCGAGACGAGCCCUCAGAUCGCCCAGAAAGCGUUCGAGCUAGUGCGGGCUGCUCGCGAGGAGGGCCUCAACUUCCGGGAACAGCCCAAGCCGAAGAGAGAGCGCAAACAGGAGAAAAGUGACAGCGGCGACGGCCUGGCUGCACGGGCGACGCUCAGCCCUGGAGGUGAGACAGCACCGCCGCCAGUGCGUGCGUCGACGUCCGGAGAUGUGCGCAGAGCUGCCAAUCGCAGGAAGCCUAGCGUCAAUUUGCCGUCGUUCGCGUCGCCGAUCUUCGGCUCGUUCAUGGCGCAGCAGGACAAGGCGAUAUCCACUGUCGUGAAUGCAGUGCAGAGAGGGUAUCCAUCCGGUGGCACGACACAGGCGGACUCUCAGGCGAAUACGACAACCUCUCCCCGGGUCACGAAGCCAGGUUCUGUACCACUAGAAUCGAUCAUCCCGGUGGACGCGAAGCCGCCUACUCAGUUCCUUUCCCGCACCUAUACACCGCUGACUUCGCGUGACUUCCAUUUCUCCAUUCCACUGCCUGAUGUUGCCUCGGCACUGUCUGUCCCAUAUGACGAGCACAGCCAUGAAGGCAUGACCGACAGAUACGGCUUCAUCUACGACGUAUCGAAGUACGACGUCUUGCUCCUCAUCCGCGCCAAGGAGUCCAGCAACACCGCGCCAGCGUGCUUGACAGGCAUCAAGAUUGCCGACCGCAAGGAGGACAACACCUGGCCGAGCGACGACGGGGUGGUGGAUGACACGGUCGAGGUGGUCAAAGAGGCUUGUGACUGCGAUGGGAUGGGUGACUCAUCCAGCACCCGACCAACGGCGCGAGGAGCACAGUCGUCCCAGGCGGGCAGGAAGCGCGCGGGUACGACCACCGCUGUCGCACCGCCGAGGCCAAAGUCCUCCAUUCUAGUGGCGGACGCGGACACCCCUCGUCAUGUCUGCGCGAACACCAUCCGCGUGCUGAUCGCACAGCUCGUGGAAAUGCACGACCAGCGGCAGACGGCGCAGCGCAGAGAGUGGGACACGUUCGUCAAGCGCAGAGAGAAGUCGCGAAAGUCUACGGGUGGAUCGAUGUCGCGCAUCACGACUGUUGGUGGCGCCGCCGCUCUUCUUGGCCUUGGUACUGCUGUGGAAGAGGACGAGCUCGCACACAGUGGUGGUCUGGUGGGCUUCGCUCAGCUCGGCUUACCGGCGUUCAAGGACGAGAAGAAAGAGUUUGUGCGGCUUGUGCGCAAUGGUAUUCCUCUUGUGUACCGCUCCCAGGCUUGGCUCGAAUGUAGCGGGGGACUAGAGAUGCGAGAGCCUGGCGUGUUCGCCGACUUGCUUGCUGAGGCGGACGAUGGCAGCGGCGUGACUCGCGAGAUCGAGAAAGAUGUGUGCCGAACGAUGCCCCUCAACGUCUUCUUUGGACGUACUGGCGCGGGUGUGGAGAAGCUACGGAGAGUGCUCAUCGCGUACAGCAGACGUAAUCCGGCGGUUGGCUAUUGCCAAGGCAUGAACCUCGUUACGUCUACCCUUCUACUGAUCCACGCCGAUGAGGAAGAAGCUUUCUGGGUGCUUUCCGCGAUCAUCGAGCGGAUAUUACCUGAAGACUUCUUCUCGCCGUCUCUCCUCAGCUCGCGAGCUUGCCCCUUGGUUCUGUUAGAAUAUGUCCAGGACUCGAUGCCGAAGCUCUAUCAUCACCUCAUAGAGCUUGGCGUGGAUCUGCCUGCUAUUUGCUUCUCGUGGUUCCUGUCCCUGUUCACGGAUUGUCUUCCGGUGGAGACUCUGUUCCGAGUAUGGGACAUCUUCCUCGUAGACGGCACAGACGUACUCUUCCGGAUCGCUUUCAGCAUACUUCGCAUGAGCGAACAGGAGCUGCUGCACUGCUCGUCUAUUCCUGCCGUCUAUGUCGCACUAGAGAGUCUGCCAAAUCGGAUGUGGGAAACCGACAAACUACUUCAGUACGAAGCGGAGCUCCGCUCAACUAUGGCCCAUUCGGACCUUCUUCGUAAACGGCAAGCACACACGGAAGAACUAAGGCAAUGCAUGGCAUAA